This is a messenger RNA of Clonostachys rhizophaga, 2007 nucleotides long. The record is from the annotation of a GenBank genome assembly. Lineage: Eukaryota; Fungi; Ascomycota; Sordariomycetes; Hypocreales; Bionectriaceae.
AUGUCGCUGCCUCAGCAACCCUUUGAGGAUCAUGAGAUCGAACUUCCUGAUAUUCAACACGGCGAUUCAUUCCGCCAGGUGGUGAGGAAGCUUUCUCUCUACUUUGGUGAAGCUAUCGAGCUGCCAAGCACCUACGAGCAGCUCAGAACAACUUCAGCUGGAAGCUGUCUCCGCGUCCUAGUAGACCACCUUGCGUACAGCCGGUCCCCGAACCCAGCAGUUGUAAACGCCCUCCUAGCCCUAAAGUGGCACUAUGCCUCCGAAGACGAGCAACAAGGCGUCGACCUAUCUCGCUCGCAUGCAUGUGAAAUAGUCGCGUGGCGUUUCCUAUCCAGAGUGCCCGAGCGGGAUGUGUUCAGUUAUUGUCUCUACGAGAUCCCAGCGGUCCAGGAUGCCGAAAUGGCUCAGUCGGAAACCGACACUGCUGGUCACUAUGGUGAGACCUCACCACUAUUGGCACGGUUCGGCACCCACGAGAGCGAAGACGGUGUGUACAGGCCUCCCGGAAGCUCCGGCAAAAGAGUACAGCUCCUCGGGUCGCUUUCGUUUUUGAGCCGGAACCAGGACGAGAGCUCUGUGGAUUUCAACGACCCUGCCGUGGCCUUCAAAGGACUAAACGCUCUUGAAAUAGCGGCGAUUGCAGACGCCAAGCGGUUCAUGAGCCAGCACGUUGUUCAGAAGAUAAUCACUGGUAUUUGGAACGGUCAUAUCGUCUACUGGGAUUCGCUUUCAACCAAAUCCACCAAGCAGCCUCGUUUCUACGACCCGCAGACGACCGAUCCCUUUUCGCGCCUGCGAGUGCCCAAGUACAUGAAGUACUACGAAGUCGCCUUCUUCGCCAUUUUCCUAUGCCUUUACUAUGCUGUUCUCAUACGUGGGAAGACAAGUCGGAUGACGGGCGCAGAAGUCGCCCUGCUGGCUUGGUUUCUGUCCUUCUUCUCCGCCGAGUUGAAUGAGUGGUACGAUGCUGGUUCCAUAUUCUAUGCGACAGAUUUCUGGAACCUUUUCGAUGUCGCUAUGAUCCUGAUUGGGUUCAUCUUUGCUGUGCUAAGGAUAACUGGCUUGUGCCUCGAAGAUUCGAACCUCAGCGGCUGGGCAUUCGACAUUCUCGCCCUCGAAGCCCUCUUCAUGGUCCCACGCAUCUGCUCCAUCCUGAGCCUCAGUCCCUACUGGGGCACCCUGAUCCCAUGCCUAAAGGAGAUGGGGAAAGACUUCGUCAAGUUCAUGGUCCUCGUCGUCAUCUGCUACAUGGGGUUUCUGACCACCUUCUCCCUGCUGGGGAGGAAGGUAUUCACCUUCGCCCAGAUGGCCAUGAUCCUGACCAAGAUCUUCUUCGGGUCGAGCUACAUCGGCUUCGAGAUGAUGAGCGAGAUCGACCCCCUCUUCGGCCCCCCCCUCGUCAUCCUCUUCGUCACGCUCACCAACUUCCUCCUCCUCGGCUCCCUGACGGGUAUGCUCUCCAACAGCUUCAUGAAGGUCACGAGCCGCGCCCGCGAGGAGUACCUCUACGUCUACUCCGUGUACGUCCUGGAGGCGUCGACGAGCAACCGCCUGGUGCACUUCUACCCGCCGUUCAACCUGCUGGCCUUGCUCAUCUUCCGCCCCUGGGCCCUUCUCGUCGGCAAGUCACGCGCGAUUCGGAAGGGUCGAAUCGUUCUGCUGAGGAUCACCCACCUGCCGCUCGUCGGCGUGAUCAAGCUAUAUGAGCUUUUCCGACACGACGUGUUCGAGAGCGAGCUCGCAAGGUUGAAAGACAGCAGCUCGCAUGCCGGGCAGAAUGGACGGUCGAACAACGCGGUCAUACGCCCCCGUUCUGCUCGCCGUCAGUCCACGUAUGCGGAGUCGUCUACCGGGAAGGACAGGGUGAGGAAGCGCAGCCUCAUGCUGGAAGACGAGGUUGGCGACGAGUCGGCCGUGGAAGCGCAGCUCGGCGAGCUCCAUCGGAAGAUAGACCAGCUCACGCAGAUCGUCAUCGCCCUGCAAGAGAAUCAGUCUACGGCGCCAACC